AUGUUCUCAAAACUUUCCCAGUUAUCCCAGAAUUUAGGCGAAGAGCUCUCUAGGAUUAAUGAGGAGGUUGCUGCCUCUAGAAGGAACCAACUAAAGAAAAGCAGGGAUUCGGAGAGGGAUACAAAGUUCCUUAACAUCAAAACUCCCGAUCCUGAAGCUCUACAACAACCGGGUCAUGAGGUGAAUGAAGGCGCUGAAACCGAAACAGAUGCUACUGAGUCAAAGGGCCAAGUGGUUCCAAACACAAAUAUACACUUCAAUGAUCUGCCUAUGGAGAUUAGGGCCCGCUUGAAAAAGUUUGCGAAAUAUGAGCAGAAAUAUCCGUUGUUGUUGGACGCUUACAAAACUGAGAAGGCCAAAUCUGAAAUAGUUCAUGCUUUUGAAUCAACUUUACAAGAAGUCACUCCUUUGCAGACAAUUGGAGAAAUUGAACAAUUCAAAGACUUUAUCAGCAAUAUGACCCAAAAGGCUAAAUUAAUGGAUGAAGAAUUGAGAGCCAAAACUGGCGAGUUGAAUGGCCUAAAAAACGAAGUGACAGAAAUGAAAGAGAAAUUGAAGGCUGUUCAAGGUGAGAUGAAAGCCAAGUCUGCUUUAGCAGAAGAAUCUGCGAUGAAAGCCGAUCAACUUAGUGUGGAUCUUGAACGAGUUGUGAGUGAGCUAGAAAAUUUGAAAAAGGAAAGGGAAGAGAUUGUUACGGAGCGUGAUGAGGCAACCAAGGAACGUGACGAGUCAACAAGAGAAAGAGAUAUCAUUCUAGAAGAAGUCAAAUCUAAUAAAAAUCAAGAACUUUUGGAGGAAUACAAGUCUGAGUUAGAAGAAGCAAAGAACGCUCUUGCAUUGAGAACUGAGGAGAUUGAAAAUCUAAACUUGAAGUUGGAGUCUGAAAAGUCGGCAAAGUUAUCAUUAGAGGGUGUAGCAGAUGAGCGAGAUGGCCUUAAAGCAAAGUUAGAAGCGCAAACAACUUCCUUCCAGGAAGAAUUAGACCAACUUUCUCAAGAACGGGAUCGUUUGAAUUCUCAACUAACAAUAGGAGAAAAGUCACAGAUAGAAAUUGAGCAAGAAAAAAAUGAGCUCAAGAUGGAUAAGCUCUCUAAAGAGAGAGAUGAGCUAAGGAUGCAGUUGGAUAGAGAAAAAGAAAAUUCUGCAAAGGCUAGCAUCACGCCCCAGAACUUUGAGGUUAAAACUAAAGUUGAAUCCAACAAGAACAUUGAAGCACCUUUAUCUGAAGAACUCAGGCAAGUCACCAGAGAAAGAGAUGAGCUAAAAGCUCAGUUGUUGCUCAUUCAAAAGAACCCAGGACCAAGUAAGAAGACCAAUGAAGGAAACCGUAACUUAGAGCGGAACGGUGAAAAAAAGUCCCAUGACCAAAAUGGUGCUGACGAUGAUCUUAUCGAACGGAAGGGUGAAAGCGGUACAGAUGAUUCAAAGGAUAAUCAGCUGAAACUAAUAGAGCAGUCAACCACUAUUACGAUGUUGAAUGAAGAGAUUGAAAACUUGAAAGAUAUGCUGCGUGACGUCGGAGACGAUCUUGUAGUGGCUAAAGACAAGCUUUCACAGGUCUCUGCUGUUGAUGAAAAAAAACAGCACGCUCUUGAAAGGGAACUGGAAUCCUCAAAGUUGAAGCUUGCUGAGAUUGAAAAGGAUUACAACGACGAUAGAGUUGACCUCAAGAAUGAAUUGAAACUCGUUACCGAGGAAAAGGAAAAUCUUGAACAUGAGAAUGAAACAUUGAGUCAAAGCUUGACCGAGCUUGAAAAGCUGAAACAAGAAGUCAAGGAGAAAGCUCAAGCCGUUCAGAAUUAUGAAUCUAAGUAUUCGACACUAUCGGAUGAAUUAUCUUUAGUCCUCUCCAAACGAGAUGAAUUGGAAAAAGACAAGGAAAGUUUCAGGCUGAAAUUGAAAGAUUUGGAACAGAAAAAUUCCGAGACUGAACAACAAGAGGAAUCGCAGAGAACUGGAACUGCAGAAAUGGAAGAGGAGUUGCAGACUUUGAAAAGGGAGCUAGAAGCAAGCUCCCAGCGCAUUGAGGAUUAUAAGCAAAAGCAACUAGAACUAGAUGAUGAAAUAUCUCUUGUACGUUCUCAAAAAGAUGAAUUACAGAAAACGAUAACUAGCCUGCAAGAAGACCUGGGGAAAGAGAAAGAGAAUGUUAAGUUACUCCGUGAAAAUAUCAUUGCCGAAGAAAAAGCCAAAAAUUCCCAAAAACUGGCAGAAAAUGUGGCGCAGCUAGACAAAUUCAAAAAGCAGGAGAUAUCACUCAAGCUUGAGAUUGCAAACCUUGAAAAUCUAAAUGCUGAAAAAGGCUCAAAGAUCAAAAGUUUGGAAGAGCAUAUCACUUAUCUUAAUACAGAGAGGCAAUCUAAUUAUGAUGAGAAUCAGAAACUGAUCUCCCAUACUAAUGAGAAAUGGAAGCAGGAUUACACGGAGUUAGUCAUAAAAUUGAACAAGUGUCAGUCAGAGAACAAUAGACUUACAAAAGAAUUGAACGAAUACAAAGAUAAACUAAAAGAUAUGAACACCUCAAAGCUGAACAGUAGCGAGACAAUCGAGUCAAUCAGAAGACAAUGCGAAGAACUUAAAAUGAUGAAUAAUGAAUAUUCUUUGAAGAUUGAAAGUCUACAUGAAGAACUAAGUUCUUCGAGUUCAAUUUUACAGGAACGUUCCAGAGAAAUGAAUACUAUACGUAAACUGCUAGCUGAUACUGAGUCCAAAUGUGACGAAAGAAUCAAACAGUUAAAAGCAAGAAUUGAUAGGUUAGAAGAAGAAAAGGAGACGACUAGCCAUGAAAGCUCUGUCCAGGCAAGAAAGCUGAGUAAAACAAUCGACCAGUUAAAGAAAGGCAAGAAUGAAUUGUCAGUGCAGCUAGAACAAUGUAAGCUAGAGCUGGAACAUCUGAAAUCCGUCCCAUCUAGAGUGGAUGUUGACAAUAAAAACGGUGCUUCAAAUGAAAACAGUGAUGAAAACCAAUCUGAUAUUGAAUCUGGAAUUAUCGAACAGCUCAGAAACUCGCUAAAGGGAUAUGAAGAACAACUAAAACAAUACCAAGAUUCCAACGUCUUACUCAAGAAGGUUAACGAAGAGCAGUUGCUGAAGUUCGAGAGACUGCAUUCAAAUUUCAAGAUUGUAUCUAAACAAUAUAGAAUGCUGAAAGAUCAAAAGGACGAAGUCAAUACGAGAAGUAGAAACAAUUCAGUUAUAAGUUCAACGAGCGCGGGGAGUGAUGAAAAUGAGAGAGAUAAAGUUGCCUAUAUUAAGAACGUCCUUCUAGGAUUUUUGGAACACAAAGAUCAACGAGCUAUGCUUUUUCCUGUAGUGAAGAUGCUACUUAUGCUGGACGAUGAUGAAGAGAGAAGGUUAGCCAGCUCAUUAAAAUAA
Komagataella phaffii GS115 is the source of this 3375-nucleotide messenger RNA. RefSeq lists its product as uncharacterized. The transcript has 2 exons. Lineage: Eukaryota; Fungi; Ascomycota; Pichiomycetes; Pichiales; Pichiaceae. The record is from RefSeq and is a predicted model, not a curated record. The coding region runs from base 1 to 3375 and encodes 1124 amino acids.